This is a messenger RNA of Aureobasidium vineae, 456 nucleotides long. NCBI's taxonomy places the organism in Eukaryota, Fungi, Ascomycota, Dothideomycetes, Dothideales, Saccotheciaceae. The record is from the annotation of a GenBank genome assembly.
AUGGCACCAGAAGAAGAAGCUUCUGUGAGGAGAAUGAUCCAACAAACAGUCACCGUUCUCCAAAGAUCGGGUGUAGGAGAGAGUCACCCUGGAAGCCGCUAUUCACAGCUGCUCAAACUACUUUGGGACAAGGUGGACCGAAAAUCACAUAAAGAAUCUCGAUCCGCCCGAUCACUUGCUACGCUCGAAAAUCCGUACAGGCCUGUCAGCACAAGCGCUGCUACACCAGCAUCAAACUCGGCAGCCUCGGCUUCGUUAGAAUCGCCGGCAGUCACAGAUUUGAUGGGAGACUUUAGCUGGACGGAUUUAGAUGCGAUAGGUCAUUUCGCUGUCAAUGGUAAUGAAGGCACGUCAACAGAUGCUGAGUGGUGGACGGGAUUCCUUCCUACAGAUAGCGGUCCUUUGGGUCCACUGAGUGGGUUGGGUUCGAUGGACAAUUGGAGCUUCAGCAUGUGA